This is a messenger RNA of Phytophthora sojae, 876 nucleotides long. Its product is annotated as dehydrogenase. The record is from RefSeq and is a predicted model, not a curated record. The transcript is spliced from 2 exons. NCBI's taxonomy places the organism in Eukaryota, Oomycota, Peronosporomycetes, Peronosporales, Peronosporaceae. Bases 1 to 876 code for a protein of 291 amino acids. Gene Ontology annotation, molecular function: oxidoreductase activity.
AUGACUCCUGUUCCUCCCGGUGCUAAGGUGUGGCUCGUGACGGGCUGCGCUUCCGGCUUGGGGCGCGAGGUGGUGCUGGCCGCCUUGGCCCAUGGCGACUGUGUCAUCGCCACUGCUCGCAACCCGGAGCGCCUCGCGGAUCUGGAGCAGAAAGGCGCGCGGACGCUGGCGCUGGAUGUGACCGCCAGCCAGGACGAGCUGCACGCGGUGGUGGCCCAAGCGCUCGGCAUGUACGGUACCAUCGACGUGCUGGUGAACAACGCGGCGUAUCUGCUCGAAGGCGCCAUUGAAGAGUGCAGUGAGCAGGAGGUGCUGGACCAGUACAACACCAACGUGUUCGGCAUGCUGCGCGUGCUGCGGGCCGUCCUGCCUCACAUGCGCGAGAAGCGCGCGGGCAUCGUGGCGAACGUGGGCUCCGCUGGAGGCUGGAAGGGCAUCCCGGGCAUCGGACUGUACGGCUCGACUAAGUUCGCCAUCGCUGGGAUCACGCUGGCGCUGCGGGAGGAGGUCGCGCCGCUGGGCAUUGAAGUGACGGUCGUGGAGCCGGGCGCCUUCCGCACGUCCAUCCUGGGCAAGGGCUUCGUGCCUGCGAAGCACCCGAUCGACGACUUCGAGCCGCUCACGAAGCCGCUGACCACACACGUCGCCAGCUUCAGCGGCAAGCAGCCGGGCGACCCGGCCAAGGGCGCGCAGCUUAUGGUGGAGGCUUUGACGAAGAGCGGACGCUGCAAGGGCAAGACGCUGCCCAGCCGCCUUCUUCUCGGCAAGGACGCAGUGAAGCUCGGACAGGGCGUACUGGAGCAGAGCAAGCUCGAGCUGGACGAGUGGGCGGAUCUGGCGAGCUCCACGGACUUCCAGGUCGCCGGCGAGCCGUAG